UCCCCUGGGCGCAGGCAAGCAGGCAGGCAGUGUGCUGCACCAUGGCUUGGUGGAAGGUCAGUGCUGGCAAUGAUGUUAACCCUGAACUCGCCAGGGAGAGGGAAUCCCCCUCCUUUAACCUGGAGACCCUCAUUAACGUGCUGGACGGAUCUGAGGAGGAAACACGUCUGCGGCGAUCAGUGGUGCUCGCCGUUAUCAGGGACCCCGUGCUCAGCAGGGCCGAUCUUUACUUCAAGAGCCGCUCGGAGAGAUACGAGGGAGCCGUCCGAAACUCGUUCCACAUGAAGAACAAAAUCAAAGCGCUGGGGUGGGCCAACGAUGGACCAGAAGUUGGAUACGUGUACAGGGCGCUGGGAGGGGAACUCGCCCUCAACAUCCACGGGGUCUUCGUCAAAUCCAUUAUGGCCUUGGGGACCGACGCACAGAUCGCCAAAUGGAUCCCGCUGGCCAAUAAUUAUAACAUUUUAGGAACGUACGCCCAAACGGAACUGGGACACGGAACGUAUCUUCGUGGCCUGGAAACCACAGCGACCUUUGACGAGAAGACCCAGGAAUUCGUCAUAAACACUCCCCAGAUCACGGCGACAAAAUGGUGGCCGGGAGACAUGGGUAAGACGUCCACGCACGCCAUCGUCCUGGCGCAGCUGAUAAUCGCAGGCAGGAGCUACGGCAUGCAUCCAUUCAUGGUCCAGGUCCGGAGCUGUCAGGAUCACUCGCCCUUACCGGGAAUAACCGUCGGGGACAUCGGGCCGAAAAUGUCUUUCGAGCACAUCGACAACGGCUUUCUCAUGAUGAGGGACGUUCGGAUUCCGAAGGAGGACAUGCUGAGCCGAUUCUCGGAGGUUCUGAGCGAUGGCACCUACGUGAAACGCGGAUCGGAUAAGAUUAAUUACUUCACCAUGAUUGCCGUGAGGGUGUCCAUGCUUCGCGGCGAGGUGUUGGAGACCCUGAUGAAGGCCUGCGUCAUUUCUGUCCGAUACGCGGCCGUCCGCCGUCAGUCAGAGCUGAAACCUGGAGACGGGGAAGCAAAAAUUAUCGAUUACCAAACCCAGCAACAGAAGCUCUUCCCGCUGGUGGCUACCUGCUACGCGGUCAGUUUCACCGUGAAAUACAUCAAUGAGCUUUACAAUGACGUGUAUGAGAAGAUCAAAGCGGAAGAUUUCACCGCGCUUCCGGAGCUUCAUGCUCUCGCAUCAGGCAUGAAGGCCUACUUAACAGAAGUGUGCUCCUCGGGGGUGGAGAUUUGUCGGAAAGCCUGUGGGGGGCACGGAUAUUCCCUCUUCAGCGGCCUCCCCUCGCUCUACACAAAAGUGGUGGCUUCUUGCACCUACGAAGGGGAAAAUACCGUCUUGCAUCUCCAGACCGCAAGGUUUUUGAUUAAAUGUUUCGCCGGGGCCCAAUCCGGCCAGCCGCUGCCCCCCAGCGCCUCAUACUUGUCGUCUCCGGUCUCUCGUCGUUGCCAAGCGAGUGGCCCUUCGGGCUUUCUCAAUCCAGACGUUUACCUUGAGAUUUAUAAACACAGAGCCUACAGACUUAUUGCUUCGGCUGCAAAUAAACUGCAUGAUCUGGUCCAGUCUGGAAGUCCGCAGUAUGUGGCCUGGAACCGCACGUCCGUGGAGCUGGUGAAAGCGUCUAUAGCUCAUACACAUUACACCAUAGCAAAGACUUUUGCCACAAAAUUGAAUUCCGUCUCCAGGGACCCCGAUAUAAAGAAGGCGCUAAAGAGGGUCUGCGAUUUAUACGCCCUGCACGGCAUUUUCACAGACGCCGGCGAUUUCCUGAAAGAUGGAUAUUUAUCGGAAAAGCAGCUGGACGCGCUGAGCACGGCGUACCUGGACCUCCUGCCUCUGAUCCGGAAAAAUGCGGUUUUGUUGGUAGACGCCUUCGACUUCUCGGAUGAAGAGCUCUUGUCUGCCCUGGGGAGCUACGACGGAAACGUCUAUCACAAUCUGCUGGAGUGGGCGCAGAGGAAUCCAGAGAAUAAGAAGGUGAAUCCCGUGUUUGAAAGUCACCUGAAACCUUAUUUACAGAACACCCCAUCCAAACUAUAAGAGAAUACCCCGGGGCAAUUAACCUCAACGUGUAAUCAUCCUCGUUAAAAUCAACAAGAAUCCAGGACAGGCUCUACUCCCCCGGAAUAAAGUCGAAGGGUUAAACGUGAGUCUGCGUUACAAAGUAUUUCAUCCAAAAAACGGCUUUCAAGAUAAAUAUUAAAUUAGAACCGACCGAGGUCGGGGAAAGGAUUCACUGUGAUCUUCCGAAAUAUUUUUACAUCGCACAAUUAAAACCCUGUACCCUGUAUAAAGUAAUUAAACUGUAAAUGACUUUCA
Molecule: messenger RNA, 2330 nt
Organism: Spea bombifrons (plains spadefoot toad)
Lineage: Eukaryota; Metazoa; Chordata; Amphibia; Anura; Pelobatidae
Gene: ACOX2
Product: acyl-CoA oxidase 2
Exons: 14
Coding region: 42-2051 (669 amino acids)
Biological process (GO): very long-chain fatty acid metabolic process; fatty acid beta-oxidation using acyl-CoA oxidase; lipid homeostasis
Cellular component (GO): peroxisome
Molecular function (GO): FAD binding; fatty acid binding
Source: RefSeq, a predicted model, not a curated record